AAACUUAUUUAUCUCAGAAUGUAUAAUCAAUGUCUUCAUUAGACUCUUUACAAACAAAUAAAAUUCUCUCAUAAACUAGAAUGACAAACAAUUUUAUUUCUCUCUAAAAGUAAAUAAAGAAGAAAAUAGGGUUGUUAUCUCUAAAAGUAAAAGAGAAAAUAGCAUUGUCUACAAAACUAGAAUGAGAAACAAUUACAUCUGUCUAUAAAAGAUAUUGAAGGAGCGAAGUACAAGUUUUAAUAAUAGAAAAUUUGUAUCAAAUAAAUUUGCAUACAAUUCCUUAAUCAGUAGCAGAUAUUAUUUGUUUCUACAUUUACGUCUAAAAGGAAUUAGAGACAGAGGCGUCCGAUUCAAAUAAUAUAUCUGCUUUAAUAGAUAUAUAGAGACAAAUAAAUGUCAUUUAGAGGCAAAUAACAUCUGUCUCUAAAUCCAAGUUUUGUUGUAGUGAUGGGUCAAAGUGACAUAAAUAGUUUAUCACUUUUAACCACGAGAGCGGUAGAGGUGACCCUCUUGCCACUUGAUGUCCUCACCCCACCUCAUCACACUACCGCGCGGGGGAGGGGGGUGGGGUACUCCAUCGCCGAACCCCAACCUAGUCACACCAAGGUAGGUUUCUUCUACUUAGUCAUAUUUUACCUCACGACAUUGCACCAAGGGGUAUGUUGAUUACCCCCUGAUCACAUUAGGGGGUAUCAUCGUCACAUCCUCCGUGCUUAACCAAAAUUUACCCACGGUAUUGCACUAAAGAGUAUGUUGGUAACACCUUAAUCAUACCAAGAGGGGUGUUCCAACACUUAUCCAAAUUUUACCAUAUUUCACCUAGCUAUCAUUCUCCAUACUUUGCCAAUUUUUACCCCACAUUGUCACACUAAGGGGAUAUGUUGAUUACCCCCCCAUCCCUCCAAAUCACACCAUGAAGAGUACUCAAACACUUAACCAAAUUUUGGCCAUAUCUCAUCUUCUAUGGGCAUACUGCGCCACACACCUUGCCAUCCUUCUUCAUACUUAGCCAAAUUUUCCCACACCUCAUCACACUAGGGAGGUAUGUCGAUUACCCUCUCAUCACAUCACGAGGGGUGUUCCAACACUUAGCCAAAUUUUACCCCACCUCGUCAUACUAGGAGGAGUAUGUUUGUUACCCCCUAGUCACACCAGGAGGGGUGCUCCAACAUGCCAUCACUCUUCAUAGUUAGCCAAAUUUUGUCCUCAAGUGUGAAUAUUUUACCUUGAAGCUUUCAAGGAACUCCUAAGUAGAAUAUGCUUCCUCCUUACGUGACCACUGCAGCAUCACCUAAGUUACAACAUGAAUAUUUUGAGCAAUAAACCUCCCAAUCUCUACCUUCAAUUCUCCAGCAUUGUCAUAUUCAGGCAGGGCUGGUAGGAUGGUCACCUGAGCUCAACAGCCCGUUUCAGUAGAGAAACAUGGAAUACUAGAUGUAUUGCUUGGGGCAGCUGCACUUCAUAUGCUACUUCUCCAAUCUUUCUUGUGUUAGGAAAGGUCCAUAGUCAUCCUCAUUGCUACUAAGACCUCUGGUGGCGACAAACCUGCAAGUGCACAGUAUUGUACAAGUAAUAAAGUGUAAGUAAAAGUAUCGUUCUCUAGGGGAUUGGUGAAAUUCAAUAAUUAACAAAUUUAGUUCAAGAAACUGUAGAAAUUGCAAAGGUUGUAAUCAAGUGAUGAGUUGUAGAAUUACUGAAAUUAACAAACUCGAAAAAUGAAAUAUUUUGGAGAAAUUAACUUUUGAGAGUUCCGGGGGAAACACAAGGUUCUACUAUUUACCUUGAUAAUUUUAAUUACCCUUGUCAAUCAAUUUAAUCCAUAUAUUUAUAGUCAGGAUACCUCUAAAUUGAUAGCUAUCUCUAUUAAGAAUUACCACGUACUAACUAAUUAAGACAAUUUCUACUAGCGUAGUUAACUGAAUUGAUUAAUUAGCCUUAAGAACGAUACCCCUAAAAUGACUGCAUAAUUUCCUAUUUAAUCCACUAUCGCUUCAAUAGGCAAUUAUGUCGUGUGAAAUGUGUUCGGUUACUAGGUCUUCACUAUCGUUAUUAACCUAUAACACUACAAAUCAUCGUGAAGGUGGCCAAUCAACACAAAGCUUUACACAAUUUCACACGAUAGAAAAUGGAGGAAAGACAAGUUGUGAUUAAAACAUCAAUGCUAGACAAUGAAAUCCAUAACUUUCCCCCAGAAAUUGGGGGAUUAGUUCAUGAUGAAAAGAAAGUACAUAAACAUGCUAAUGUUCAACAUGAUAACUAAUUAACUAAACAAAGGAGUAGAGAAAGUACUAAGUGUUAAAGUUAAUCCGCAACUUAUAAGAGUCUUCCUUUCUUCAAAAUGCUAAACUCCAAAGUGUGUUAAAGUGAGCUCUCUCCUUCGAUUUUUCUCUCCAAAUAUGUCUCCAAAAGUGUCUACUAAGGUCCCUAGUUGCUGCCCCCUUUAAAUCCAUUUUCUGCAGAUUCAAUCCCACAAAAUAAGGCAAUUACAGAUCUCAUUUCCAAGAGAAGGCUGCUGCCAGCUUAAGUCUCUCUCUUUGCAUUUAUUUUUCUGCAUCUUUUUAUCAAUUGGCGAGCCACCAAAUCCAUUUUCUCACUUCAAGAAAAAUUAUCCAAUUCCAAUGAUUUCUGAGGCUGCUGACGGUUGAGUGAAGAUUCCAACCAACAAUAAUUCGAUUUGGGUCUUUAUCGGUUUGGCGUCCUGCUGGACGUUUGCCACUGCACCUGCAUUCGUCCACUGCACUUUGUUUUAUUCACAAUCUUAGCUUCAAUCUCCGUUAAAUUGCUACAUGUCUUGGUAAUGACACUAGGGUCAUUCCGUGGUCAAUAUGAACUAAUUUAGAGCAAUUUAAACACAUACAUGCAUAAGGAUCAAUUUAUGCACAUAAUACAUGUAUGUUUAUUAAGCUUAUCACAACCCCACACUUACCAUUUGCCUGUCCUUAAGCAAAAGAGAGAAAUGAUUGAAAGAGAAGCAAAUAAAUAUACAACUAAGACUCCUAGCACUCAAAUAAAAAACACACUACUCUUAAGACUAGACUAAUAACAUUGUUGCUUGAGUGACGAUGUGACUAGCUGUGGACCUACUAUGCUUUGGUGUAGACAUCUAUGUAUAUACACUAUCAUUAAAUUCCACCUUUCCAUGCAUACCUGGACUUGAAAGUUAGAUUACACUCCAUCACAUGAUGUACCCUACACAAAGAAUAAACACACUAAUAGUGGAUUGUCCAAAACUCAUUUAAACAAAGAUUAAGGGAAGUUAAGAGUAAAAGCAUGGCGUCUAGAUUCCCUAACUAGAAAUGUGUAUUUCACUCAAUCACACAAGUGUUUAAAGGUUGGUGUUUACAUUCAAGUUUUCCAUUACUAGUGCUUAUCUGAAUCUUGUUCUUCAACCACUAUUGGACCGAUCUGUACAAACACAAGCAUAUCAAGAUGACAAUGUUCAGGCAAUAUGCGUAAGGCUAAGGAUUAAGGUGAGGUUUCAGAGGAGGGAAAUAGUGAUCCUCACGAGGAAUGAGCUACAAAAGUAUACCCAAAUCAAGAACUAUCUAAUAUCGAGGCAUUGAACAAAUGAAAAAUACAUAACAUAAGCAACUAGAACUAUACAACAAGGGAAGAACAUUGAUUCCCAAAGAUGAUUCAUCGAUCUUUAUUUAUUCGUCCCCCUUUUUCACUUUCACUUUCUCUUUUUCUUUUUUUAAUUAUUUUUUUAAGCUGAUUUUUUUAUGGGGAUGAUACUAAAAGACCAUUGAUGAUCAAUACUUUUUUUCUAAGUAGUAGAAGACAAAAUGAUGCAAUAGAAGGUGCAGUGGCUGAAUGCAUAUGCAGUGUCACAUUGCAAACUGCAGUGGCAAAAUGCAUCUCUCAACUAUAGCUUCAACUACUACCUUAGAACAUCAACUUUAUUUACAAAACCAUGAAAAUGAAAAUGGGUCACUAUGAUCAUACAAAAGACCUCAUUCCUCAUGAGAAGGGUUCAAUGAGGGAUAAAAAAAGGGGUAAAGGUGAAGGUGAAGGUGAAGGUGUGAUCGAACCGAAAAACAAGGCAAAGUCUCAAAGGGGUUGAUCCUAGUUGUCAAUGAUAGGGUAGGCUUUUUGGCUCGAGUUGCACUAAUUGUCUCUAUCGUUUAUGCUAGCAUAUAUACAACACAGUCCAUGUGUGGUUUUGAUCAAGAUUACCGAGACACAAAGCAAUGAAAAACUUCACACAAUAUGAAAUUGACUUUGAAGGUUCAAACUCUCGGCUACUAGAUGCCAUACCCUACUCUAUACAAGUCAUACUCAAUUUCUCUUAAGUUCGGGCACAGUUCAAUUCUAGUCAGUGAAUUUUAAUAGAAGGUACGUCAUGUGAAACAGUCAAUCCUACUUGCAACACAAGUUAUGCAUUGUAAGGUUAACUUGGGAUAACCGAAAGGCAAAUUCAUACACUGAAGCACAAUAAGUUCACAAAUCAUUCACACAAUCAUUUCAAGCAGCAAAAUUAUACCCUAUCAAGUUCAAUACACAACACAUCAAACAAAGAAGGAACGACUCACCUUCACCAAGCAUCAUAUACAAGUACAUGCUCUAAAAUGAAACUAAAACUCUCCACCCCACACUAAGGAUGAAACAUUAUCCCUAAUGUUCAAAACUAGUUUAUAAACAUGCAAACACAUAAAACAAAAGUAAAUAAAGGUAAAGAAGAAAAACCUUGGGACAAGUUGUAUAAGAGUGAGGUGAGUAGUGAUGGGGAAGAAGUACCCCGACGAGGAUAGGCCGGCGUGCAUGCUUGUUGGUGGGGAAGCUCAGGUUGAAUAUUGAUAAGUUAUUGUGUGGGCAACGGGAGCAUUUAAAACUCUAGAAUUUGAGGAAAAGUGAGGGAGGGGAAGAAUGCAUGAAUUUUUUAUUUUUUGAUUUGAUGAGGUGGAUUUUAGAAUGAUGUCAGUAGAGGUUGUGAGUUUGGUGAAUUUUUUUAUAGAAAAAAGUAGAAGAACCAAGAACAAUAAAAAAGGACUUAGAGUGAGAAACUCGAUGUACUUCUCUUUUUUAUAUUGUUUUUUUUCGUUUUUAAAUAAACUAAAGGAAAGAAAGUGUUUUAUGUUUCCUCUUUUCUUCUUGAUGGCUUUUUCAACCUUUCAAGUCCAUUAGUGUUGCAUUCCACCCCAUACUACAUUUCUCCAUUGCAAAAAGCAUUUUUCGGCUGCACAUUUUCACCAAAGCAUUCUGCCAAUGCACCUAUAAAAUUGGAAAAAAAUACCUUCCUCAAAGAAUUUGGAGCUCAAAUUUUAUGGAGAUCCUCCAAACGUCCUAAAACGUGAAAUUGUGCAAGUAAAACAAACAUCAGGUGAUGACUCGGUAUUUGCACAUGUUUUCCCCUUUGUUUCUUGAUUUUUUGAGCUUGAAUUAUUGCGUUUUUGUCCUAUUUUAUGUUAGGUUGUGUUCCUUUGUCACAUUUCAGGUCCUAGCACAUAAAGUGAAGCAUAGGCGCAAGUUUCAAAUCAAUCAGAGAUCAAUUGACGAUUCGGGAGAAGAAACUCGGGCAUGACCUGAAGAAUAAUGGAUUUCUACCUCACUUUAUGGACAAAUAAUCAUGCAAGCUUGUCAUGAAAAGAAAGAGGACAAGACUACGAGCGUCUGGGAUCAAACGGGGACUUAUUCGGAGUCCGGACGAGGGAGAAACGAAGCAUUAAACAGAGGCUGAGCAAGCCACACGGGCAUCCUAAAACACCACGCGGCCGUGUGGGUUGUGGCGGUGUGGAAAUCACCGAGCCUUCACACGGGAAGCUGGGAAAGCCACACGGCUGUGUGGCCUGGCCGCGUGAUCAGGAAUUUCUGUUUAAAACUCGAUUUUUAGCCAAAAGAUCGGAUUUUCAGAGCAAAAACAGAGCCCUAGAGAGAGAAAGUACGAAGAACACAUCCUAGAAGCUAUCAUGGAGCUGGGUUUCAUCAAAUCGAGCUUGGAGAUCGUCAUAGGAGUGGAAAUCAUCAUCCUAGAGAAGAUUCUUCCCAUUUUUAUGAGUAUGACUGCUUUGUAUUCUGUUUUCCUCUCUCUCUCUAUGGAGUAGAAACCUUCUCUCACUUGGGUAUGAAGAACCCUAGUUCCAUGUGUUAGGGAUUUGAUCGUAAUGACUUGGGAUGAUUAUACUGUUUGGUUUUAAUCGAAUGAUGCAUGUCUAUUGAGUCAAUUGAAGUCUGAUCAACUUUUCUUGAUUACUGCUGCAACCUGAGAUAGAUAGAAUUUGAUUAGGUUGUUACUUGUUAGAGCUUCAUCAUUCGGUAGUAGGAGAUUGGCUAUACGAGAGUUAGCCAGUUUACUGCUUUGUACUGGAAUCCAAUUCCAGUAGUGGAGUUCUGUGCUUAUUGCUUCAGCUUUCUAUCCCGGUGAAGACUAGUCGUCUGCCGGAUAGUUAGACUGAGAGGGCUUGGUCAGCUUAAGAGAUUCCAAGCUAUUGUCGGAUCUUCCGCAGUCUAAUCAACAGUAAAUCUACCCAGGGUAAUUACAAUUGAGACCUAACUAAGGAGCUAGGGGGACUCAUUCCCGAGUGAAUCUUCUUUGCUUGAGAAAACCGUACCAAUUCCUGCUUUCUUACUGCUUUUGUUUUAAACAACAAUCACUUAACUUAGUUGGCUAUAUAAUAGAUAAUCGCGGAGUAAGCAGUAGAUCUAGACCCCGGGUUGAUAAUAGAACUUGCCACUUUACUGCAUUCCCAGACUGCGAUUACACUUGGUCGCAGUUUGGUGUUCUGUUUUGGCGUGUCAAGUUUUUGGCGCCGUUGCCGGGGACUUUCUAGAUUAUUAGGAAAGGCAGAAGUUUGUUACUUUAGCGUUUUUCUUUUGUUUUCCGCCCUUGCUUUUCACUUGGGUGUUUUUUUUUUUGUUUUUUUUUUGUUGGUGUAGAUCUGAAUCAUGGAUCCACAUGGCUUCUCCAACCAUUGGGGGUAUCCACCACCAUCGGAGUGGUAUUACCCCGAGACCCCCUGGAGCAAUCAAGGAGGAGAAGACUAUGGAUUCGGGUUCCAGUACCAACCCCCUUACUACGGUGAACAAUCAGACCCAUGGACAUAUCAAGAACAACCUCCUUAUCAAGAAGACUUUCUCCCACAACCAGAAGGGCCAUUGGAGCUGGAGUUACCCAUGGCGGCCUUCACGGGCCACUAUGCAGAGCCAUGCUACACUUCACUGGAAGAUCCGAACAAACAAUUAAGGCUUCUUGUGGAGCAGUUUGCUCGAGACACUGAGAGAUCAUGCUCCAAGAUGGAUCUUCAAAUCAAAGCCCUUGCCCCUUCCGAUCCCUCAUUUCUCCAUGAAAUGGAGGAUACUGUUCAGCGCUCAGCGAAGCAAACAGAGUGGGUGGAGCAAGUUUGCUCACAUCUUGCUCAAGAUCACCUUUCUGCUACCACACUAGAAGAGGUGGAGGAUGACAAAGGCUACGAGGAUGUUGAGGAGCAUACAGAAGUUAUCACAGAGAACUCCCAUGAUAAUCAUGAUCAGGAAAGUCCUCUGGUUGCAGAUCACACAUUUCCUUAUUUCUGCUCUAACAUGCUGGGCCUGAACGAGGAGAUGCAAGAUGAUCUCAUUGAAGAAAUUACAUGGCGACUUGCUCUCCAAUCUGUGCUAGAAGAAGAAGAGCAAGAAAGGGUGCAGAAAGAACUUGUGGAGGAUGACGAAAGUGAAGUAGGAGGAGUUCUUGAUCAUUUCCCAGGGGUGAUACCACAUGAAGAAGGAAGGGGGGUUGAAGAAGCGAGUGGUGUCCAGGCUGAGGAUGAAGUUGAGGUGGAAGAGGCUUGCACCGGCCCUAUAAUACAAGUAAUAUCCCCACCAAACUUCGAGGAACUGCUUAGCAAGGACCCAUUUGCAGUGUCUCUUUGCCAGACCAAGGCCACAUCGACAUCGGUCCCACUUGGUGGACGCGAUGAUGGCCAAUCGAUGCUGUCAUAUCUGGUUUGGGACAAUGGGACGAGAGAAGAGAAGAAGAGGUCUCGAGGAUGGAGACUUCAUCUGCAUCAAGUGCACGAGCUUCCAUCACCAGUCAUACCACAUGCUCGUGACUUGCGACUCCACCUCAUUGACGAGAACCUCAACUUCAAGGAGGUUCUAGCAUGGACCGAAACUUAGGAGCCAUCGUCUGGCUCACGACGUGAAAGAAGCGCUUGUUGGGAGGCAACCCAACCAGUCGGUUUGCAUUUCUUUCUCUAUUUCUCCUCGGUUGAGUCAGUUUUGUUAUUUGAUUUUAGAGUCAAUAACUCAACCUUUGUGAGAUUUUGUGUGGUGUUUGCGUUCUGAUUACUCUCUCUUCCUGGAAUGCACCGCCUGACCCGUCCAUCAUCAUUUACCCUUGAUCUGGUAACUUCGUUCUACCCUCCUUAUCUUUCCUCCAUUGAGGACAAUGUCGUGCUUAAGUGUGGGGGUGUUCGAUUAUGUAUGCGGGUGAAUGUUUGGCUGUUUGUGUGCUUGGAGCCUAGUCCACUGUCCAAAAUUUUAAAUUUGAGGGCUCCAAGUACAUGUUUCCUUGCAAAUUGCCUGCUCAGUAUGCUUUGAAUCGACUUCUCUAUAGUAAUGUGCAACCUAGGGAGGUAGUGUAGCACUAUGGAGGAUGUUGAAGUAUAAGAUUUUUCCUAUCUAGCUCUCUGUUGUGCCAGUUGAUUUUGUGAAUUAGUGGAGCUAAGACUGUUGAAUUCAUGUGGUAAUGGUGACUCUGUUUGGAUUGUGUUAUGGAAUCGUGUAUCGAACAGGGUGCUCAUAUGGAAAAUGGGAAGCAGUUGGUCCUCCAUGUCGAUAUCAUUGAAAUCUUAAACAUGGGGUAAGCCCAACGUGUGUGGCACCGUUCAUUGCACAAAAUCGGGUUUUGGAAGAGAUUUUAGUGAUCCUUAGUGGGGUACUCCUACAAGGUGAAGCUAAGCUGUCUCUAGUACAAGUAAAAUUUUCACCGGUUGAACGGUUUGUUUACUUGAGGAUGUGUUUUUAAGGGCACGGAUAGAGCUUCCGACCCCCCUUGAUAUCAUUGACCCUCCACACGAGUUGAGGAAAAGGAGUUAAAAGAAGUACGCUGGCGAGCGCUAGAUGUACAAAAAUUGCUCUUGCUCGACUAAUAAGGGUCGAGCGUGCAAAAGACUGCAGUUGGAACCCCCGCCAAGUGAAUGAAGAAAAAAAAGAGAAAAAGAAAUGUAAAUGAAAGUGCAAAAAGGGGUUCCAACGGUGAAAUGAAGUGAAAGAGCACCCUGGUACAACGAGUCCUUGGUUGUGAAUGGUGUGAGUCCCUUUGUCCAUGAACUGACUGUCUUACUUCUACUUCUUCUCAUGUUCCUGGCUUGAGUCUAGUACUCGCAUUGAGAGAGAUAGGGGACGUCUUAGAAGACCAGUUGACCUCGUAAGCUGCUAUAUGAUCUAGGAAAUCCUCUACCGAUGAUCGGGGUUGUUUGUUGCUAUAGAGGUCUGGAGAGCUGCAUUGGUUUGAGUUAGGUUUGCUUGGGGACAAGCGAACAGUUAAGUGUGGGGGGAUUUGAUGACUCGAUAUUUGCACAUGUUUUCCCCUUUGUUUCUUGAUUGUUUGAGCUUGAAUUAUGGCGUCUUUGUCCUAUUUUAUGCUAGUUUGUGUUCCUUUGUCACAUUUCAGGUCCUAGCACAUAAAGUGAAGCAUAGGCGCAAGUUUCAAAUCAAUCAGAGAUCAAUUGACGAUUCGGGAGAAGAAACUCGGGCAUGACCUGAAGAAGAAUGGAUUUAUACCUCACUUUAUGGACAAAUAAUCAUGCAAGCUUAUCAUGAAAAGAAAGAGGACAAGACUACGAGCGUCUGGGAUCAAAUGGGGACUGAUUCGGAGUUCGGACGAGGGAGAAACGAAGCAUUAAACAGAGGCUGAGCAAGCCACACGGGCAUCCUGAAACACCACACGGCCGUGUGGGUUGUGGCCGUGUGGAAAUCACCGAGCCUUCACACGAGCAUCUGGGAAAGCCACACGGCCGUGUGGCCUGGCCGCAUGAUCGGGAAUUUCUGUUUAAAACUCGAUUUUCAGCCAAAAGAUCGGAUUUUCAGAGCAAAAACAGAGCCCUAGAGAGAGAAAGUACGAAGAACACAUCCUAGAAGCUAUCUUGGAGCUGGGUUUCAUCAAAUCGAGCUUGGAGAUCGUCAUAGGAGUGGAAAUCAUCAUCCCAGAGCAGAUUCUUCCCAUUGUUAUGAGUGUGACUGCUUUGUAUUCUGUUUUCCUCUCUCUCUAUGGAGUAGAAACCUUCUCUCACUUGGGUAUGAAGAACCCUAGUUCCAUGUGUUAGGGAUUUGAUUGUAAUGACUUGGGAUGAUUAUACUAUUAGGUUUUAAUCGAAUAUUGAGUCAAUUGAAGUCUGAUCAGCUUUUCCUGAUUUCUGCUGCAACCUGAGAUAGAUAGAAUCUGAUUAGGUUGUUAGAGCCUCAUCAUUCGGUAGUAGGAGAUUGGCUAUACGAGAUUUAGCCUGUUUACUGCUUUGUACUGGAAUCCAAUUCCAGUAGUGGAGUUCUGUGCUUAUUGCUUCAGCUUUCUAUCCCGGUGAAGACUAGUCGUCUGCCGGAUAGUUAGACUGAGAGGGCUUGGUCAGGUUAAGAGAUUCCAAGCUACUGUCGGAUCUUCUGCAGUCUAAUCAACAGUAAAUCAACCCAGGGUAAUUACAAUUGAGACCUAACUAAGGAGCUAGGGGGACUCAUUCCCGAGUGACUCUUCUUUGCUUGAGAAAAACGUACCAAUUCCUGCUUUCUUACUGCUUUUUUUUUAAACAACAAUCACUUAACUUAGUUGGCUAGAUAAUAGAUAAUCGCGGAGUAAGCAGUAGAUCUAGACCCCGGGUUGAUAAUAGAACUUGCCACUUUAC
Molecule: messenger RNA, 10811 nt
Organism: Linum trigynum
Lineage: Eukaryota; Viridiplantae; Streptophyta; Magnoliopsida; Malpighiales; Linaceae
Source: the annotation of a GenBank genome assembly